CGUGGAGAUAGAAACUCCUUUGAUUUGGGGAUCAUUGUUUAUUUGGUGCUUCUCCCUUUCUGCUUCGUCUGUGCUGUUUUUUUAUUUUUAUUUUUUUCUUUUCUGAUAAGGUGACUCUAAGAAAAAUACUACAGAGGAUCCGAACAAUUUGUAGUUUUGGUUGAUACACACAGAGAGAGAGGGAGAGGGAGAGGGAGAGAGAGAGAGAAUGAGUGGGAAUGUAAACUCAGUGUUCUACGCAAAGACAUACCAUCCGAUUCAGGCAGGAAGCAUUGACGGCACUGACAUCCUCCCUCAUGACAACGCCGUUUACAGAGCUCUCCUCUGUUCCCAAGCUGGCCUCUACGACCCCUUUGGCGAUCCAAAGCUCAUUGGAGACCCUUAUUGCACUAUCUUCGUCGGUCGCCUUUCUCACCUCACCACUGAACAAACCCUUCGCAAGGCUAUGAGCAAAUAUGGAAAGGUUAAGAACUUGCGAUUGGUCAGACACAUUGGUAUAAUUCCUUUUUUUUUUUUUGUCAUUGUAUACGUUCUUGUUCCAAUAAUAGCUAUCUUAGCAAUUAGAAUUUCAUAUACACCUGUUGACUAUAAUUGUUUGAAUUUCAUCUGUAAGAGUUAUUUGCUAUGUGGUUUUCUAUUUAGAAUCCUUUCUACUGUUUAUGCAUUUUUUCCCCCUCGGUUGGCAACCUUAGCCAGGAGCAAAUCAUAUUGGGGUGUUAUUUACUCGUUUUGGAAGUGCUUUCUCUUCAAUCAAUAUUUUAAGUUAUUCAAUCUGAAUUUUAUUUUAAAUUCUUAUCCGUCAAAUACAAGUUUCCUUCAAGUAAAUAUAUGGUACCUUCCAGACUCUGGAAUUUUGAUGUAAAUUGAACGCAAAAAU
Messenger RNA from Camellia sinensis, 877 nucleotides. The record is from RefSeq and is a predicted model, not a curated record. NCBI's taxonomy places the organism in Eukaryota, Viridiplantae, Streptophyta, Magnoliopsida, Ericales, Theaceae.